This is a messenger RNA of Metopolophium dirhodum (rose-grain aphid), 3784 nucleotides long. RefSeq lists its product as uncharacterized. The transcript is spliced from 2 exons. Lineage: Eukaryota; Metazoa; Arthropoda; Insecta; Hemiptera; Aphididae. The record is from RefSeq and is a predicted model, not a curated record. The coding region runs from base 485 to 1468 and encodes 327 amino acids.
GAUUCGCGGAGCCGUGCGACAUGCCCCGAUAGAGACGUAUAAUAUUAUUACGAUAUACUUCUGAGCUGUGCCUAUAAUAAGUAAUAACAUUACAGUGUAAUCACGAUACGCGAGCACGCGUUUAACCGCGUUACGUCACUUACGUAUACGAGAAAACCGUAAAAAGAGGUUUGUCUGAAAGCGCGCGCGCGCGUGCUAAUUCGACGAGACGUGGUCGUAGGUCGUACGACACUGCAUUGCGGCUUAUCGAUUAGCGAGUGUUGUCGGCUGUUACCGAGUCGUCCGCAUAAACGCGAUCCGGUGAUAAUAGUAAUAAUAAUAAUAAUAAUAGUAUGUAGACCAUUAGAAUAAUGCCAUUACCCUGCAGCCGAGUAUGUCGUGCGAUGACGGCAUGCGCACGGCGCGGCGGCGGUCGUCUUGUGCUCGAACAGCCGUUUAGAAUAUCGCCACAACAAAUACUACGACUGCUAUAAUAAUAAUAAUUAUGAUGUGCGCGCGAUCGACCGCACAGGUCUUAAAACGUUUGUGUCUUAUCAUUUUUUCGUGGUUUCGUUCCAGAAUGGGCGCCGCAGAGGUGCUGGACGAAUUUCCGCAGCCCGCGGUCCCGGACGACGGGUCUCCGCGGCGGCGGCGGCGGGAGCAGCAGCAGGAGAAGCAGGAGAAACAGCAGCGAGAAGACGGAAAAUGCAAUGACGCCCACGACGAAGAGGACGUGCUGACCAUCGAACAGGCUCGGACCGUGAUAAAACAGCUGAGAGACAGAUGUCGGUUCCAGACGCACCAGACGCUGUUGUGGCGGAAAAAAGCCAAAAUGCAGGAAGAACGGCUGAUGCAGAUGAGUUCGGAGUACGGGUCUCGGCUGGAGUCGUUGACGUCGGACCUGCUACUGUUCGAGUCUCGGCUGAGCCGCAAGCAGCGGACCAUCGGCGAGCUGCUUGACCAGCGCGAGGCGGUCAUCGAGCGACAACAGCACGCCAUCAGGUGCCUGCACUCCAGGCUCGCCGACUUCGGCGUGACCGCGCCGGUGUCUGGAUGCUGUGGAGGCGGCGGAGACGGAGGCGGAGGUCCAACGUCCGACGACGGAAACGUGGACGACAGCGACAGUGCCGUGAUCAUGGAGGAGGACGAGUCGGGCAACAGCCAAGAGGAUGCGUCCGAACGGCCACCGCAUGCGCGGACGGACCGGCGACGGGCGUCGGUGGCUUCGGCGUCGGACGGCUCGGCGGAUGGCCGUCUGCCGGCGGAAGACGGACGGGAGACGGACGGUCGGGGUGCCGAGAACGAGACCGCGACCACGUACAACCGGGUGAUGAGCAACCACCGGUCGGUGACCAAGCCGAAGGACGUCAAGUACAAGCGCAUCAACAAGGCCAAGUCCAAGUCUUUGGAAGAGCUCCGGGGCCGGCUGAAGAACUGGGUGGACCGCGGCCAGCGCAUGUCUCUCACCGUCGACCCCACGUACGGGUGACCAAGGUGGCCGGCCGUCUCGGGCCUCCUGGACAGAUUGCGGCCAUCCCGGAAGUCCGCGGCGACGACCCGCGACGAUGAGUGACUUUGCGCGGCCACCGUAGCCGUACCUACUCCUCGCGUGACACGAUGUGACACACUUGAAACCACUAAACGAAUCGUAUCGUCCCGCUCGGAAAGAUUACAUUUAUUAUCAUUAGGGCUGAGAUUUUAAUGCCCCACGAGGCUACGAAUCGUUAAAAAAUAUCCACCAGAAAAAUGCAAAAAUGCGUUCAAAAGUUUAUUUCUUACCAUUUAAAAAGUUGUAUAUAAAGGAAACGUGUGGCACAAUGAUGAUUUUUUUUUUGGUAUACAAAAUAGUAUAAUGUAUAAAUAAUAUUAAGUUAACUUGAUUUAGUUACCUAAUCACUAAACAGUAACACCUAAAAUACAAUUUCCACGUAUGAAACUACAUUUUAAAAUAUCAGAAAAAUGACAUUAUUGCAUCAAAAUCCCAGCCUAAAUCCUAAUAUUAUUAACAUACGCGUUUUGGUAUAGUAAUAUUCUAAUAUUAAAAACCAUCGUCGUUGACCAAACUAUAUAAAUAUUUGUAUUGUUAUUAUUGUUAUUAUUACCAACUAUGUAAAAUCCGAACAGGAAUCGUUUGGACCAAUUAAAUAUAAAUAUUAAAUACAGCUUUUUUUAAUCGAAAAAUAAAAGAUAAAAUUACGCGAAAUUACCUUUUUUUGUAUUUGAACACGCGAGUAGAAAAAUUAUAAUAUUUCAAACAAUCAGUAGACGACAUCUUAUUGCGCUUGGGAAAUGGUCAUACAUAAACACUUUUUUGUAAAUGAUAUCAUGCGUUAUGAACCUAAAUAAUAUUUCACAUUUUGUAAUAAUUACUGUAGUUUAUAAUAACCAAUAAUAUAGAAUUUUGUCCACUGUUCGGAGGUGUCCGAUAUUCAAAGGGUUUAGUUUAUAGAAAGUGUGUAGUUAUUGUAUCCAAAAAAAGUCCACUAUUUGAAGGUGACCGUUAUAUAUAGAGGAUAGAUAUCCUUUAGGGAAGUUUUCACAGUACAUUUUAAAUUAGGUACAACAAUAAUUUCCCCUUAAAAAUAAUUGAACCAGAUUGGUUGUAAUUUUUCAGUACGAUUUUUUUCCCAAAAUGGUUCAAACGUUUUUUUUGAUUUCGAUGAUGAUUCAUUUAGUUUUUUCCACGACAAUAACGGUCGAUCUGUUUAGAAACGUUGGACUUUACGUUUUAAAACGGCACUAUACAUAAUAAAAAUAUAUUUAACAUUAUCGGCUUUGGAUGGUUCCUAACGCGCUACCGCCCCUCGACGACAGUGUGUCGCACUUGGGGUGAUUUUAUUAUUAUUAGUAUUAUAAUUUUUGUUGUUUUAUUAUGUCCACUAUUAUUGUUAAAAUCGUUGAAAUCGUACACGAUUGUCAUUUAUAUAAUUUACUAUUACUUAUAGAUUUAUACAUAACAUACUAUUGUAUAUGUAAAAUGAAAUAAAUAAUAUUGUACUUCAUCUUCAACGAUAAAGUGUGCAACGAUAUUUUAAAAUAAUUUAUACGAAUAUAUAUAAUGAUAUAAGUAUACUACUAUAAUUGAGUUAUAUAUGUUUGAUUGAUUUCGUCGCGUUUAAUUGUUUGCGUACACAUUUAAGCACGUUAUAUUGUGUUCACAAAAUAUUUUAUUAUGAAAUCGUAUAAUAUUUAUGAACUUUUGUAUUUAUAUAAAAUAUUGAACCCAAGUAAUUAUAGGUAUUAUUAAGUUUUAACAAUUGUGGUUACAAUAUAAUACUCAAUGGUAUUAAUAUUAUUCAAAUGUCCAAUAAUUGUAACUUGUAAGGUAUAUAAGCUUAUUCUUGUUCGAGCCAAAAUCAUUGUUUUUUAAUUCUUAAUAAUAUUAUAAGUAACUAUAUUAUAAUAAUUAUGUAUACUCCAAACAUACCUGUGUAACGACAUAAAGCCGUCCAAUGUAGGUGCAAUCUUUCUAUUACCUAUUCAAAACAAUAAUAUAUAAGUACCUACCAUUAUUAUUGCAAAGAUUAUGCUUAUAAUGUUCAAGAAAUAAUUUUAUAUUUAUACUUAAAAAAUACUAAAAACUAUAUAUUUGUAUACAUUAUUACAUUACACUUAAUGCUUUAAUCAGUGUGAUACUUGAGCUCUAUUUUUGGUUACCUAUUAAUGUAAAACAUAACUUUCUUUUGUACACAUGAACCAAAGAUAAUGAUUAUUUGUAACGUUCGAGUACUUAUUCAAAAAAGUUGUCUCAAAAAUGUUUGAUACCUAUGUUUUUAAUUUAUAAUAAUAAUUUGUAUUUAUUUAC